AAUGAAAGAUCCCUUCUUCAUUCCGCCGAUACCAUGGCUCUCCGAGCUGGUGCAGCCGUGGUGUGACCGCUACAACCUUCCUACGCUGCCACGGCACAUCCACGAAGUCCUCCUGUCCGCGCUCUUCUAUUCGGUCAUCUUCUGGCCCGUUUCGCCGAUACUGUCGAGAUUGCUGGCACCUCAGCACUACAAUAAGCUAUCUCGCAAGAGACGGCUGAACUGGGACGCCCACGUCGUGUCUUUCAUCCAAAGCACAUUGAUCAAUGUCAUCGCCAUCUGGGUCAUGUUUGUGGAUGAGGAAAGGAAGAAUAUGGACUGGGAAGAGAGGGUAUGGGGCUAUACUGGUGCCGCCGGCAUGGUCCAGGCCUUGGCUGCUGGGUAUUUCGUCUGGGAUCUGUUUGUGACCAGCUUCAACCUCGACGUCUUUGGGCUGGGAACUCUGGCGCACGCCAUCGCGGCUCUCCUAGUUUAUACCCUUGGAUUCCGCCCCCUCGUCAACUAUUACGGAUGCGUCUUCAUACUUUGGGAGCUUUCCACGCCUUUCCUCAACAUUCACUGGUUCUUCGACAAGGUGAACAUGACUGGGUCCCGCGCUCAGCUGUACAACGGCAUCCUUCUGCUCUUCAGCUUCUUCUCUUGCCGGCUCAUCUAUGGCACCUUCCAGUCGUUUUGCGUGAUGAGGGACAUGUGGGCUGCCGUCAAUGCUCACCCGACGAAAGCCUCAAUUGCCCAGUCACCUGUCAUGGAAUUCGCGACGCAGGAAUCCACCGUCCAGGCCUGGCUCGCCAUCUCCUAUGUCCUUUCGAACCUGACGCUCAACUCGCUCAACUUUUACUGGUUCAUCAUGAUGAUACGGGCUGUCCUCAAGCGCUUCACGCCCAACGAGAAGAUCGCUCUCACCGAGGUUGAAGUGGACUUGUCGUCGGUUGCCACUGGCGUGUCUCUGGGCUCGGGGGUGGAGCGUCGGAAGCAGGACAAGUCUUGAAGUCGGGACAUCUGAUUUGGCUCGGUUUGCGCGUGGCUCUUCUGAUUUUUGUCACUUGUAACGUUAUGAGGGCGCUCUGUGUCAUGCGGCGGCGGCGUGGUGCAGCGGUCAGGCGACCUUAUUGUGUCGUCGUUGGAUUUUUGUUCAAUCAUGUUUAUGGAAAUGUUUCACGACGGUUUUUCUUUCUUUUUUGGCUUGCAUC
This is a messenger RNA of Trichoderma citrinoviride, 1187 nucleotides long. Its product is annotated as DUF887-domain-containing protein. Gene Ontology annotation, cellular component: membrane; endoplasmic reticulum. Gene Ontology annotation, biological process: lipid homeostasis. The record is from RefSeq and is a predicted model, not a curated record. The transcript has 3 exons. The annotation marks the transcript as partial. NCBI's taxonomy places the organism in Eukaryota, Fungi, Ascomycota, Sordariomycetes, Hypocreales, Hypocreaceae.